AGUGCUCGGCAUUAUCGACCUGUACGCCAUCUGAUUUGCCGCCGAGUCGUUUCCGACUAAACGCAGUCCGCCGCGCUUAUUCACGUUAGCCACGAUCCAGUGCCCGAAAAACACAUACAAAUACUAACUUACACACACACUCAUACACACCCACCUACACACCAACACACACAAACACACACGCUCUCACUCACACACUUACACACACACGCGCGCACGUCGGAAGUAAUAUUAUAUUAUCAUAAAUAUAUACUUUGACGGACCGUCGUUAUUAUCACGUCGCCGUCGUUGUCAUCGAGAACGCCACCGCGGAUCGAUACGAGUGUCGAUAUUUCUGGUGAAUUUAUCGUCGUCGCAUCCCUCGCCCCCUCGGUCCACCGUUGCGCAUUGCAUGUGCGGACGAUCCAAUGUCGCAUUCGCCGUGACCGUCCCCGACAAGGCGUUCGGAUUCUGGCAGGACGGUAGCGAAGUCGAGAACAACGACGGCGGCGGUGACGGCGACAGCAGCUUCGGGGGUGGCGGAGGUGGUGGCGGUGGCGACAACAAAAACGACGACGACGACGGCGACGGUGACAGUGACAGAAGCUGCGGUGACUGUUGAUCGAUUUGACGAAUACGAAAUCAUGGACAACGCAAAGUCGAAGGCCGAUUGACGACCACCGCCGGUAAGUCAUGAAACAGAAGAAGAAGAAAGAUGAACCGCCACGGCCAUCGUCUGGCACAGACGAACAACAGCAGCAAUGUAACGGUGCAGGUGAGCCAAGACCCAAGAAAUCGGCACUUAAACGCACGGCGACUAGCGGUGGCUCCAAGGCAGCCAAGUCCAGCAAGCACAAGCGGCACGUGCAGUUCAACGAAAGCUUGAACGUAUUCUUUGAGUCGGACUACGUGAUCGUCAUCCGGGACGAUGACUGUGAGUUCGACGAGGAGGACUUUGACUUUUGGUCACAGCAGCCGUGCAGCUGUGGUGACGAAUCGUGUUUCCAGCCGUGGCUUGACGAUGACGAUGGUCGGGGCAUGCCACCACUCGACCCGUACGAAGAACAGCCAGCCACGCUCAGUCCACCUGAUGGAUACAAGGACGGCUGUCCCAGACACGUACCACCGCCGUCUCUGGACCACCUGAAAUAUGCAGAUGAUGAUUUAGCUACAAGAUAUGGUUCGGAUGUGAUGGACAGUUCUAGCGAUACGCAUAUCGCUACACCAUAUAAUUCCAAUGUCAACGCCUCGUCCUAUUUCGAGGAUAAUCAAAAAAAUCGUCAUGAACUUUCUUCCUUACCCCGGUCAUGUAAAGACGAACAAAAGCAGCAGCAACAACAGCCACCGACAAAUACAUCUGCCCUUCAGCUGUCGAAAACUAACACUGUCUGUGAUACAAAUUCAAGUACAGGUCAGCAACCACGGUGCAUCGUUGAAACAAUAACCAUGACCACAGUUACCGAGAGGCAGAUCGUGCAAGAAACCAGGCCCAUGGAUGUUGUUGAUGGCGCCUGCAAAACCGAAGAUGCAAAAGUCGUUACCGGUGCCACUGCUGUUACCCCGGAUGAGGGGUAUGUAAUGAUUAAAUGUGGUAACAAUACUGUGCUGUACAACAACCGAAAUCCAAAUUCCGCAGUACGGCAGUUGUUUCCAUCCACAAAGUUCGUGUGCCCACCAACCCGAAUAAAGGAGACAGACGACGCGAGAUUGUUGAACAAAUAUCUAAUCACGGAAGAGUCACUCAGAGCGUUUGAUAGUCGGUCGAUGAACGGUGGCUUGAGUGGUGGAGGAUUCAAAAGCGAACCGCACAGCGACGACGAUGACGAUGAUACGUCAAACAGUCUCAUUAGGCGAACCAUAGAACGGAGUACUUUAAGGCGGAAUACCGCGAAAAAAAAGAACGUCGGUGACUCCAAAGAAAUAUCUUUGAUCGAGAAGAUCAGGCGGCUGACGUGUGAUAGUGACGAUGAUGUCGACGACUCAGCCAAGAAAGUAUCGGGUCCCGUGCAAGAACAGGGGACCGCUUACACUGUAUUGGUGCAGUGUGAUUCGGUGACGCCGUCAGCAGCAACCGUCGCUACUCCGGCGUACAAGAAACUCACAGAAUUAUUGAGCAGUGGUAGUGGUGGUGGCGGCCGGUAUGAUCAACCGCUGCUACCAUCAGCCAUUCAAUCGACGGCUGAUAGUGAUCCGACUGGUAAAGCUGACGGAGUAGACCUGUGCGAUGGUCACUCGGCUGUCAGCAGCAGAGCGGCCGUCCGCUCAGCAACUAGUGGCAAACCUUUCCUGUCUACGUUAGCGACUGCGUGCGUCACAGGCAACGUGCAUCCGGUCCCCGGUGGAUCGGUAGCAGGAGGUGCAUCGCAACCAUCGCAUUGUCCGCAACCGGAUGUGGUGGCCGGUACUCAAGCUCCCAGCUCGCACAGACAAGAAGAGCUUGUGGCGUUCGUGCAACAGGACUCAGGCCGUCUGGAGAAGAUCCGCAAGCGGUAUAUGCCACUCACUACCACCGCGGCCGCAACAGAGGACGAGGAUGAUGAGAACGACGAUUACGGGUUCAACCGGCGUCCGGAAGUGCAUGGCAUCCGGUCCGGGUUCUCUGCGCAGAUUACCAUCAAGAACAACCCGCAACCACCGCAACGUCCACGGUCUUAUUAUGGUGACCCAGCUCUUCAGACGCCGCCACUCGAUGUUCAACCCGACUUUGUGCCCAGGUAUCCAGCAACUGCAGUGGCGGCUGUCCGUUCUCGGAUUCAAGGUGACACACGGGCCCCUCCACCAUACCCGGCCGCGUCCCAACGAUCCAUCAUUAGAGUGACUCAUGGCCAACAACAGCAGACCAUCCGAGUGCCAUACCAGACGGUCGGACCGGUUCAGGUGCACCUGUUGACUACAGCAGCCGCGGCUGCGUCCACCGCUACCGCCAAUGUUAUCGGUCACCCACCGCAGCCACAGGUUCAAAUCCGACACCCCCCUAAUGAGUAUAUCGUUCAACAUGGCCAUGCCAGAAUACAUCACGGCCAACAAUUUGUUAUCGCCCGCGGCACUCAGACAGCUGCGAUAUCGACCACUCGGUACUACCAGUUACCACCGCCUCCACCGCCCAACAUUCAGCAGCAGCAGCAACAGUUACCACAAUCGCAGUUACCACCACAUGCUUUCCAACCAUCUGACGAGCAUCCGGCGACACAAUUCAAACAAACAUCUCCCACCAGAGGAGUUGCAGCUAGCGGUAGACUACACAUGCAACAGCAGCAACAACAACAAGAGUAUGUCGACCACAAUUUACCUUCAUCGGUGGUCUCGCAGACUUCUAAAAACCCAAUGCUUUUUUAUGGUAUGAAUGUCUGAUUGGUGUCUUUAGUGGUUGUGUAUAACGCUCGAAUGUAGUACAUAAUAUAUUAUAUUAUAUAAAUAUGUAUGUAUGUAUGUAUGUAUGUAUGUAUGUAUGUAUGUAUAUAUAUAUGUAUAUAGUAUAUAUUAAUAUUAUAUACCUAACAUUUUUAACGAUUCUUAAAUAAGUUUUGUUAUAAGUUUAUAACAUAGGUAUAUUUGAAAAUUCGUUUUCGAUGCAUUAAUAUUGCAGAUGUCGCUGAGAGGGGAGAGUCGACAAAUUUUACCAUAAAACAAAAAAUUAAAUUUUGAUAUAAUUCAUGAAUCAUGAGUAUUAUGUGAUUAUAAAUUAUAUAAGUACCAACCUAUUGUACAAGUCUUCCUAUAAUAUGCAGACGAUAACGCAAUGAUAACAUCAAAUUAUCAAAAUGUAGAUUCAAAUCCAUUGUCAAAAUAUUAUUGUUUCAGUGAAAUAACACGUAGGUAUCCAAUUGUUAUAUUGUUAUGAAUAAAAACUUUAUGAUUAAGUUCCAGUAAUAAAAUAUAUAUUAUAUACGUACGCUUAUUGUCAGCAUUUAUCGAAUUAAGUAUAAUGGUUUCAAAAAAAAAAACUCAAUACAUAUUUUAUUUUUAUUGUAUAAAAUACUGAAAAAUGCACUUUCGAAUAAAAUACAUGAAAUAAAUUUUACUCCUUAAAGCAAGAAAAUAUAGUAUUAAUAAUAAUAUAUUAAAGCAAAGGGUGAUUUUCGUGACUACAAUUUAAAUAAAUAAAAAAGGAAAUUUUAUCUGUUUUAAUUUGUGUUGAAAACAUUACCAUGAACAAAAACAUAAAUAUUAUAAUAUCAAAGCACUUAAUUUAACAAUAAGUAUAUUAAUAUAACUCUAUACAAUCAUAGGCCACAGGUCUUUUACAAUAUUUAUUUACCUACUCUUUUUUUUUUUAUAUAGUUAAUAAGUUUCAAAUUGUAAUAAUGUAUAAAAUAUAAUUAAUAUAAAGUAAUUCAAUAACAGACUGUGACGAAAAUUAAGGGUUGUGAAAUUGUAUUUAUAAUACGACUAUACCAAUAGAAAACACGAUAAUAUUAAUCAUAUCGAAGACAUAACACUAUAAUAACCAAAUCCGCAUCAAAAAUAAAAAAAUAAAUUUUGAAUGAUUUAAAAUAAAAAUACUUAACAUUAGAGAAUCAUUAAAAACCGUUUAUUAUCCUAUUUGGUUUGCUAUGAUUCAAUAUUGUAAAUAGUAAUCAAAACAUUUAACAAAAUAAUAAAGAGUAUAAAAUAUAUUUAUUGUUUAAGCUAUUAAUUUUACAUUUCAAAUUUCUUCGGACAGAAAAAUAUCCACAAAUUAUAAAAAAAAAUAUAUUUAUAGAGGUAUUGAUGUAUAUGUGGUACCUAUUAAAUAUUAAAUUAUGCUUGACAAAGUUGUAUGCAAUAUUAUACUGUUAUGUUAUUUUUAAGAUUAAAACAUAAAAUAUUUAUAAUUUUGUUUUAAGAAAUAAAAAUUGCUUGACUCCAAAAAUAAAACAAUAAAAAAAUCUAAAAAAAUUUGUUUGCUUUUAGUACUUUUAUUACUUAAAACAAUAUGUAUAUUAACAAAACAUAAAAUGUGUAUCAAAACUACAUCGUAAUUUCAAGCCAAUUAUAAAGCCAUAAUCAUUUGAAUAAUAAUCGUGAUCGAAUACUUUCAUGUUUUAAUUAAUAAUUUUUAUAUACAUAGGUAUAUAUUUAAGUAUGCAUAUAUUAUCUAUCAAAUUUAAUAGGUAUCAUGAUGAGUUUCAUAAGUAUUAUGGAAAUCAUUAUUUUUUUUAAAUUUAAUACAGUAGUAGUAAAACUACAUAUUAUAACAUUUGAUUAUAAUAAAAUAAAAAGUUUGCUUAUGCGCCAAUAACUAGGAAAAAUGUUUACAAUUUUUAGAUUUUUAAUAAAUUCGAUCACCCCACUAAUUUACCGAAUUUUCACCUCAAUAUCUCAUAAUCUAUAGAACAUUGAAAUUUCAUUAAAACUAUACACAAAUUUAAACUUAUAUAAUGCAAAUUUAUUUAUUUUUAUUUAAAUGUAAUAUAUAUAAUAUAUUUAUAUAUAUAUACCUAUAUUAUGUAUGUACUAUUAUGAUUGGUGCCAAAGCGAUGUUAAACUUAAAAAUAUUAUAAAAUAUGUAUUAAAAACGUAUAUAAAAUAAAAUAUUUUGUUGUUUGAAAUCAAUUUAAAUGGUAGGCUGUUUAUUAUAAUUAUGUUAAACUAUAGUACGAAAUACUAGACCGUCGUUAAUAAUGACAACUUAGGCCUAAAGUGGAAUUAAUUUAAAAUUGUAUUGUUUGUGAAUUUUUAUUAUAAUUAUUUUUAUUUUAAGAAAAUAUAAUGUUGUUGUUGAAAUAAAUGUGUAUAAAUGAUUA
Molecule: messenger RNA, 5705 nt
Organism: Rhopalosiphum padi (bird cherry-oat aphid)
Lineage: Eukaryota; Metazoa; Arthropoda; Insecta; Hemiptera; Aphididae
Exons: 3
Coding region: 673-3330 (885 amino acids)
Source: RefSeq, a predicted model, not a curated record